Dichotomopilus funicola is the source of this 1698-nucleotide messenger RNA. RefSeq names its product Metallo-dependent phosphatase-like protein. Gene Ontology annotation, biological process: nucleotide catabolic process. The record is from RefSeq and is a predicted model, not a curated record. The coding region runs from base 1 to 1698 and encodes 565 amino acids. The transcript is spliced from 2 exons. Gene Ontology annotation, molecular function: metal ion binding; hydrolase activity, acting on ester bonds; nucleotide binding. NCBI's taxonomy places the organism in Eukaryota, Fungi, Ascomycota, Sordariomycetes, Sordariales, Chaetomiaceae.
AUGGCGAUUAAACAGCUCUUGACGGCUGCGUGCCUUCUCGGCUUGGCCUUUGCGGUUCACGAGGAUCAUUUGGUUAGCCGAAAGCUCAACAAACGCUUUAUCGACGACACGGGCAACUACAACAUUUCGUUCUACCACAUCAACGAUGUGCACGCCCAUCUCGACCAAUACACCUCUUCCGGCACCGACUGCACCGACCCCAAGAAGGGUUGCUUUGGCGGCUACUCUCGCGUCAAGACCAUCUUGAAGGAGACGCGACCGUCGCACCCGGACUCCCUGCUGCUCAAUCUCGGCGAUGAGUUCCAAGGCACCAUGUUCUUCUCCUUUUACGGAGGAGAAAAGAUUGCCGACACUUUGAAUGAAAUUGGGUUCGAUGCCAUGACUCUGGGCAACCACGAAUUUGACCGCGGCGACGACUAUCUCGGCGAGUUUCUCGAGAACCUCACCUUCCCCAUCGUCAGCGCCAAUAUUGUGACCGAUAACAAGGUUCUCAACCGCACUAUCAAACCCUUCCACAUUUUCCCGGAGUAUGAGCUCGCCAUCAUUGGUGUCACGACCGACACCACGCCCAGCAUUUCGUCGCCCGGGAAGAACACUAUCUUCAACGACCCGAUUGUGGCGGUACAAAACACUGUCGAUUUGAUUCGCGCCACCACUAACAUCACCCGCAUCGCGGCCAUUACGCAUAUCGGGUAUGAUGUAGACCAACGUCUUGCGAAGGAGACGAGCGGGCUGUACUUCAUCAUGGGCGGGCACAGCCACACUCCGUUGGGCGAUUUCGAGGGCGCCGCUGGCCCUUACCCGACCAUCGUGGAGAACAAGGAUGGAGAUGAGGUGUUCAUCGUCACCGCCUACCGCUGGGGCGAGUACUUUGGCUACAUUGAUGUGACGUAUGACGCCCAGGGGAAGGUUUUGGCGUACCAUGGCGCGCCAAUCCACCUUACCAACGCCACAGCCCAGGACGAGGGCCUUCAAAAGGAGAUUGACGAGUGGCGAGUUCCUUUUGAGGAGUAUUCCAAGCAGGAGGUUGGGUACUCGAACGUCGUCCUUGACCAGACCACUUGCCAACAAAAGGAGUGUUUGCUGGGCGAUUUUGUGUCGGACGCUAUUCUUCAAUACCGCCUCAACUCCACCACCCCUGAGACUGCUCCUGACUUUACUCUGAUCAAUGCUGGCGGCGUCCGCGCUACCAUCGAUGAAGGCCCCAUCACGCGCGGUGAGGUCUUGACCUCGUUUCCAUUCAGCAACGCCGUGGUAGACGUCACCAUCUCUGGCGACAAAUUGUGGAAUGCUCUCGAAGGCGUCGUCGCGGGCGUCAAUGUGGACAACGGCAAGCCGGUAACUUCGUUUUUGCAGGUGUCUCGCGGUAUCAAGAUUGAGUACGGCCCUGAUUCAAAGAGCCAAUCCGGUAAAGUAUUGGUCUCUGUAACUAUUGGUGGCAAGCCGCUCGACAAGGCUGCGGAUUACAAGAUUGCAACGAUGGACUUUGUGGCUGGUGGAGGAGACAACAUUUUCGCGCCUUUUGAGGACUUGGUGAUUCUCGACACCGUCGAUGAAGUCUUGGUUGCGCAUAUCGGUGCCAACACACCCGUCGAUAUUGCGUUGGAUGGGCGCUUGUCGGAAGUAAACAAGUGCAAGGCCGGAAAGGCUAUUGCUCGGAGGGCGAGGACGAGGAAGAUGGAAAAGGUCUCAUUGUGA